AUGGAAGAUUUGAGUGAGCUAAAUAAAUCAAGCAUAAAGAUGUUAUUGGACGAGAAUGAAGAAUAUAAGAGCGAAAGUAAUUUUAAUGUAAACGCAAAUGUACAUCAAAAAGUGGAAGAUCAUAUUGAAAACGAAUAUGAAUAUCAAAGCAAAGGAGAUCACAAUGAGGUGAAUGAAAGUGCAGAGGUUUCAAGUGACGAAAACGAGUACUAUGAGAAGGAAAAGGAAGAGAGUGGACAUUACGAGGAGCCAAAUGAUGGGUUUAGUGAUGCAAGUGAACGGGAAGAAGUAAAAGAGGAUGGAGUAGAAGAGGACGGAGUAGAAGCGGACGGAGCAGAAGAGGGAGGAGUAGAAGAAGAUGGAGUAGAAGAGAACGGAUCAGAAGAGGGAGGAGUAGAAGAGGAAGUAAAAGAUGAAUUAGAAGAAGAAGUAGAAGUAGAGGAAAAAGAAAAAGAGAAAGAAGAGGAUGAAAGAGAAAAGGACGUGAACGAGAAGGAAGAAGAAGAUACAGCUGAGCAAGAAGAUACAAUAGAAGUAGCUGAGCAAAAAGAAGAACAGAUAAUAGAAGCAGCUGAGCAAGAACAAGAACAGAAAGUAGAAGCAGAGGAGAUGGAAAUAGAAGAAGAGAAGUACGCAGAGGAAGAAGAAAAAGAAGACGAGAAUGACGAUAAAUACGUAGAGGUGGAAGAAAAAGAAUACGAGAAUGACGAUAAAUACGUAGAGGUGGAAGAGAAGGAAGACGAGAAUGACGAUAAAUACGUAGAGAUCGAAGAGAAGGAAGACGAGAUUAACGAUAAAUACGUAGAGGUGGAAGAGAAGGAAGACGAGAUUAACGAUAAAUACGUAGAGGUGGAAGAAAAAGAAGACGAGAAUGACGAUAAAUACGUAGAGGUGGAAGAAAAAGAAGACGAGAAUGACGAUAAAUACGUAGAGGUGGAAGAACAAUACGCAGAAGAAGCAUUCAGAGAUUUACACAGUAGAGUAACCAAUGCAGAUAAGGAUGACGAAAAUGUACAUCAUAGUAUUAGUUACGAAAAUUUAUGGAGCAACCAGAAAUUAAAUGUUAUGAGCUUCGAAAAUGUUGAAUAUAAUUAUGGAUAUAUGGGCGAAGAAAGAAUGGACAUAUGUAGUCCACUCCAUAAAGAAGGUAAAGGGAAAAAUGAACAGCUCAAUAAAAGUGUAAAUAAUGAAAAUUUAAAAUUUGAAAAUGGUAAAAACGAAAAUUUAAAAUUCGAAAAUUGUAAAAAGGAAAAUUUAGUAAUACAUCCGGCUGAUCAGAAAAUUAUUAACAUAAUUCAAGGUAAUAAUAAAAAGUUUACAUUCCCUUCCAUACACCCGACAGAUGUACAUAUAUCAGACAAAGAAAAGGAGAAUAUUUCUGUGUAUCAUAUCAAUCCAGAAAAUUUUAGUUAUAAAUUUAACAAUGGCUUAAAACCGUCUGAUGGUUAUUUAUUAAUUUAUCCCCAUGUGUCAAAUAAUUCCAUUCCCCCGAAAGUUAAAAAGAAAAAGCUCAGAUGUUGCUAG
This is a messenger RNA of Plasmodium malariae, 1524 nucleotides long. Its product is annotated as conserved Plasmodium protein, unknown function. Lineage: Eukaryota; Apicomplexa; Aconoidasida; Haemosporida; Plasmodiidae. The coding region runs from base 1 to 1524 and encodes 507 amino acids. The record is from RefSeq and is a predicted model, not a curated record. The transcript has 2 exons.